AACAUGUAAGGGGCGCGGGUUACAAUUAAGGAAAGUGCAAUUUCCCGCGAGAAAUUUCACAAAAAUCACACACACACUUACAUUUCAAGUUUCUAAAUUAGGGUUUCUUCGACCGUCUAAAAUUGCAGAGAUUUUCCAUUUCAUAUCUCACAAGUAGAAACUCAUCAGCUUCAAAACCUAACUGGUGAAGAAGAGGAAUGACUUGCCGUGAGGGGGAAGUGGAAUUUUGGGCUGCUUGGUAGGAGGGUGGACAGGUCUAUGAGUUCUCUCUAUGGAGUUGGGAACUGUGAAUGAAACACUAGAACUUAGAAGAUGGUAGUGAUAGCGCAUAGGUCGUGCUCUUGGAGAAAAGAAGUGACCAACAUGGAUAAUGAAAGAAAUAUAAGGGUUAUGAGCUUGUUUCAGGCAAGGAUUGAAGGAAGGAAUCUGAAAGUAAACGUCUUAUAAUUUCCUUUGGGAUUAGCAUCAUGGGACGUUUUGUUUCCCGUCACAAUUAGAUUCUGGAGAGAACUUGAUACAAGAUCGACAAGGAAGUCAUAACCACACACGAAAACCGUCCAUGAUUUGAAGAACCGAGGACCCCUUUUGGUGACCCCUCUCGAAUUUACCACACAAUAACAAUACAAGCACGAUAACAACAAUAUUCUAAGGUGUUCAACACCUAUAAUCAGCGAGCCACAAACUAAGAUUACAACACAAUAACAAGAACAAAAAUGACAUAACAAGGUCUUGGGUUUGGACACCCAAAACCGAGAAUGAACACAACAACAAUAAUAAGAUAGAAUGAUAGAUAACUUGACACACAAUGCACAAGCACUAAGACCCAAGAAUUCAUACAAAUAAUAUCAAGUUCUUACGGUGACCUCAAGGGAACGGAAUCCCCAAGCAACCAACGUUUCAAAACAAGCAACCAACACUAGUGAUUCCACACUUGUCACAAGUGAUAUCCACACUUGUAUGAACACUGUCAAAGAGCUCUCAAAAUAUCAUCUAAGUUAUGAGAAAAUGACCUAAUAUGUUCUAUUUAUAACCUAGGUACAACUUAUUACAAAAUGACUAAAAUGCCCUUAAUGAGCCAACACUCCAAAGCUUGUUCCAUUAGUUGGCCAGUCACCCGAGCACGAGUUUUUUACGUAAUGAUCCACAAUCACUGAAUUGUUCAAUCAAAUGCGAUUGUUAUUUCAAAGCUGAAUAAAUGAAUGAAGAUGCUACUGUAAUCAUGGGUAACAUGGUAGAAAAACAGUGAUUAAUCUGCCAAGUGCUUGAUCACUCAACUCUAUUCUCAAUUUCCCCUUUUUCUGUUUAGAGGUAUGGAUACAUCAAAUCCUGCAGUCUUUGUCAAUGCUGAGCUCCUCCGCUUGUAUAUGGGAAGGAGGGUUCGAGCUGUGAUUCAGGUUAUGCGCUCUGAUGGGGGUGGUGCAGUGACUGGGCAAUCUACAGAUGGCCAGCAAAUAACUGUGAAAGGCAAUCCUCCUGGUCCUCUUACAACAUUUGUUGAGGUCAUAGGUAUCGCCGACGGUAUCCAUUCUAUCCGUGCUGAAAUAUGGUCCAACUUUGGGGACACACUAGAUACAUUUAGCUACAACCGUAUUUGCUUGCUGGCGAAUGGCGAUUAUAAACACUUGUUCAUAUGAGGAACUUGAAAAUCAACAUGAUUUAGUGGAUCUAACUAUUUCACUGCCUCUAAAUCAUACGAGGACUUGAAAAUCAACAUGGUUUAGCAGAUCGAUUAACUAUUUCACUACCUCUAAAUCAUAUGAGGACAUCGGUAUGCUUGUUUGUUAUCUUGUGGUAUACUGUUUUGCAGAGUGAACCUGCUGAAAUCCAAAGCUAUUGUGCUACAUUUCCGUUGUUGCUAGACGAUGUUAGCUAUUGAUGAUUUGCAACUCCAUAUAUUGAUAUUUGAGAAUUAAAAUGGUAAUUUGCAAAGUUAUUUUCUUAA
This is a messenger RNA of Capsicum annuum, 1942 nucleotides long. RefSeq names its product replication protein A 14 kDa subunit B. The transcript is spliced from 3 exons. Gene Ontology annotation, molecular function: DNA binding. Gene Ontology annotation, cellular component: nucleus. Bases 1311 to 1634 code for a protein of 107 amino acids. The record is from RefSeq and is a predicted model, not a curated record. NCBI's taxonomy places the organism in Eukaryota, Viridiplantae, Streptophyta, Magnoliopsida, Solanales, Solanaceae. Gene Ontology annotation, biological process: DNA replication; DNA recombination; DNA repair.